CAUCCAGUGAAUCAUGAGAGAAAAUUAAUGCUGCAAUUUUAGCUUUCUGGCUGGAACUUCAUGUGCUGCUGAAUGACCAUUCCUCAAUCGCCAUGCACUGUUAAUGCACGGGGCGCUUUCAUGCUUUCACGUUGUUCUUUGUUCCCUGGGAAAAUGCUACAAGAAAAUGGGAAUUUCCUCUCAGCAUUACCUACCCCUCUGGCAGUGCAUUUCAGUCUUAAUUCCUGGCUGGCACAAUGUCCCAGUUACUACCUCUUUUCCUUACUAGCAGUUUGAGUUCUCUCUGUUCAUCUACCAAAAGGGGGAUUCCAGACAGACGAGGAAACAGCUUUGAAACCCUGCACUGCGGGCAUGUUCAUUUAGUCCCCCACUAUGCAAUCUGGAAAUCUGGUGAUGAAUCCUAAUGAGCUGCCGAAGAUGCCAGAGCAUGUGCCUGCAUAGGCAUUUUCUUUCCCCUCCCCCCGCUGCUUCUCUUUCCCAAGCCCCCUCUUUCCUGAUUUCCCCUCCUACUCCUUUAUCCCCUCCCUCUGUGUCUCAGUGCUGCAGUAAACCCGGCUGAGACACAUUCCUGCUUUGCGAGGCUUUCUGUUAAGGAUGUUGUGUGGCUUUUGUUUGGAUUGCAGCAUGCAGAAUUACAGCUGUUCAGAGGAGACUCAUUACAACUCCUGCUGAAGCUCCUAAUUUUCUUCCCUUGUCUUCUGCCCCUACCCCCUACCCUUAUUGGCCUGAAGACAUUGUACCCAGACUUUGCCUUACUCCCCUGGCACUAUGUAUACGGUAAACGUGGUACUAUGGCCGCAUCUGGGACUGGCCAGACAACUGCUGCUGGCUCUCCCUAUUCCAAGGACUUAAAGGGGGAUUGCACUGCAGGCAAUGCAUCAGAGCAGCAGCAUCGCGAGCCCUGGGACUGAGGCUCCUUGGGCAUUAUUACAAACACACAGAGCUGACCGCAAUGACAGCAGCUGCUCCUUUGAACUGUUGGAAGCAGCCAAGCGGCAGCAUGAAGUGAGAGAUCACUCCUGAGCUCAAGAUGAACUCCACCUUGGAUGGUAAUCAGAGCAGCCACGCUUUUUGCCUCUUGGCGUUUGGCUAUUUGGAAACUGUCAAUUUUUGCCUUUUGGAAGUGUUGAUUAUUGUGUUUCUAACUGUAUUGAUAAUUUCUGGCAACAUCAUUGUGAUUUUUGUAUUUCACUGUGCACCUUUGUUGAAUCACCACACUACAAGUUAUUUUAUACAGACUAUGGCAUAUGCUGACCUCUUGGUUGGAGUCAGCUGCCUGGUUCCUUCUCUAUCACUCCUCCACUACCCGCUUCCAAUAGAGGAGUCCUUGACUUGCCAGGUGUUUGGUUUUAUAGUAUCAGUUCUGAAGAGUGUCUCCAUGACUUCUCUGGCUUGUAUCAGUAUUGAUAGAUAUAUUGCCAUCACUAAACCUUUAACCUAUAACACCCUGGUUACACCCUGGAGACUUCGCCUGUGUAUUUUCCUCAUUUGGCUAUAUUCUACACUGGUCUUUCUGCCUUCUUUUUUCCACUGGGGCAAACCUGGAUAUCAUGGAGAUGUGUUUCAGUGGUGUGCAGAGUCCUGGCACACCAACCCCUACUUCACCCUGUUCAUCGUGAUGAUGUUAUAUGCCCCAGCAGCCCUCAUUGUGUGCUUCACCUAUUUCAACAUCUUUCGCAUCUGCCAACAGCACACAAAGGAAAUCAGCGAAAGGCAAGCUCGGUUCAGCAGCCAGAGUGGGGAGACUGGGGACGUGCAGGCCUGUCCUGACAAGCGCUAUGCCAUGGUCCUCUUUCGGAUUACUAGUGUGUUUUACAUCCUCUGGUUGCCGUACAUCAUCUACUUCUUGUUGGAGAGCUCCACUGGCCACAGCAGCCGCUUCGCAUCCUUCUUGACCACCUGGCUUGCUAUUAGUAACAGUUUCUGCAACUGUGUCAUUUAUAGUCUCUCCAACAGUGUCUUUCAAAGGGGACUAAAGCGCCUUUCAGGGGCCAUGUGUACUUCUUGUGCAAGUCAGGUCGUAGCUAAGGACGCUUACACAGUAAGGAGCAAAGGCCCUCUUAAUGGAUGCCAUGUCUGACGUAGUUCAGAUCCUAGAUCACUAUGUGUACAUGUGUUUCCUUUAUCUCUCUUUGUAUUCCUGGCUCACUAGAAAAUGUGGGACAAAAUUAUUUGAAAGCAAUAGGAAACAAAUGAUGAAUCCAAAACACCUUUUAAGUUUGCAGAAAUGAUUUUCUUAAAAAGUGCUUUUAUAUCAGAAGAACCAGGACCGUGAAAAUAAAUUGCUCUUGGUUCCAAUUUUUGUAAUGUCAUGGAAAUGACUACACUUCUCAGAUUUAAUAAAGUCAUAUCUAACACCUCU
Messenger RNA from Artibeus jamaicensis (Jamaican fruit-eating bat), 2362 nucleotides. RefSeq names its product G protein-coupled receptor 21 (gene GPR21). The coding region runs from base 1031 to 2080 and encodes 349 amino acids. The record is from RefSeq and is a predicted model, not a curated record. Gene Ontology annotation, cellular component: membrane. Gene Ontology annotation, biological process: G protein-coupled receptor signaling pathway. The transcript has 2 exons. Gene Ontology annotation, molecular function: G protein-coupled receptor activity. NCBI's taxonomy places the organism in Eukaryota, Metazoa, Chordata, Mammalia, Chiroptera, Phyllostomidae.